GCCCGAUUCAAUUGACAUUCAAAUCGACGCGAACCAGCACGAUCUACGCCAUAUGACGAUCCUGCUUCGAAUAGAACACCCACGAGCCUCGAGAAACACGUUCGACGACUGCAGCCAUGUCUGCUGAGAAGAGACCGGCGGAUGACGAACUCGGCGCAAGCCAGAUGAUCGUGAAGCGUCAGAAUGUGGGAUCUUCAACAGGAGCUUUAGCAAGGCUCAACGCCUCAGGGAAGAGCAGCGCGUUAGUGCAGGUGACACCGCGCACAAGUAACCUGCAGGCACCGGUCAUGGAACUAUCUGGUCACUCAGGCGAGAUCUUUGCUGCGAAAUUCGACCCAACGGGCAAUUUCAUCGCCUCAGGAUCUAUGGACAGAAGCAUUUUAUUGUGGCGAACGUAUGGGGACUGCGAAAACUACGGCAUUCUUAACGGCCAUCGAGGCGCAAUUCUAGAUCUGCAAUGGUCGAGAGACUCCAAAAUAGUCUUCUCGGCUUCGGCAGACAUGCACCUGGCAAGUUGGGACCUCGAGAACGGAACAAGAAUACGAAGAUACAUCGGCCACGAAGAGAUUGUCAAUACAGUGGACCUCAGCAAACGAGGCGAGGAUAUGCUAGUUAGUGGAAGUGACGAUGGCUCUAUCGGCUUGUGGGAUCCGAGAUCAAAGAACGCAGCAGACUACAUCCAGACGGAAUUUCCCAUUACGGCCAUCGCCAUGUCAGAGGCUGGAAACGAGGUCUACACGGGAGGCAUCGACAAUGACAUUAAAGUCUGGGACUUGCGCAAAAAAUCGGUCGUGUACUCGAUGCUGGGACACCAAGAUACGAUCACCUCCCUCAGAGUCUCUCCGGACUCGCAAUCUUUGCUUUCAUAUGCCAUGGACUCCACGGUGAGGACAUGGGACAUUCGGCCAUUUGCCCCGACCGAUAGAGCCAUCAGAACGUUCGACGGCGCGUCCAUGGGCCUGGAGAAGAACCUCAUCAAGGCUAGCUGGGACUCCGAAGGCAAGAAGGUGGCUGUCGGGUCCGGAGACGGUACAGCGACUAUCUGGUCUAGUGAGACUGGAAAGCUCCUAUAUAAGCUUCCGGGUCAUAAGGGAACCGUCAACUGUGUCGAGUUCGCGCCCGGAACGGAGCCCAUCGUACUUUCCGCGUCGUCUGAUCGGAAUAUGCUACUGGGGGAGCUGCGUUGAAGGAAACCACCACCAGUGGACUUUCUCCAGAAUAGCCACAUCGUCGACGCGUAGUCCGCGUCUUCUGAUGUUGUACAAACUCAAUAUUUUGCCUGCCUGCUUUCGGUGCGGACUAUGUGGUGCGUAUGCGGCGCAGAGACGCUCUACGGAUAUGCAAUCCAUGUAUCAUCGCAUCGCAAACAAGCCAGGAACGUUUGGUCCUAGCGACUAAUAUCAAGCCCUGGUAAGUGCCAUCUGCAACGGCACAUCAUCCCGGUAUGGCAGCAGGGGGCACAAACGGGACACGAGCAUGAGUGUCCGGUGUUGAUCAUGGCAGAAUCUCGUGAACACUGGAAUAGAUCAGAUAACGCAAAGGCGGGCAGAAAUAUUCGGGAACUGCCGCUUGGAAUUACAGGAAAAUGCCGAUACCGGCGGGUGCCAGCUGCAUAUGGCUUACACAGGGAGUUUGGGCGAGGCGUGUUUGUUUGCGAGUAAUACGGCC
Molecule: messenger RNA, 1668 nt
Organism: Colletotrichum scovillei
Lineage: Eukaryota; Fungi; Ascomycota; Sordariomycetes; Glomerellales; Glomerellaceae
Product: WD repeat domain-containing protein
Exons: 4
Coding region: 117-1187 (356 amino acids)
Cellular component (GO): catalytic step 2 spliceosome
Molecular function (GO): RNA binding; protein binding
Source: RefSeq, a predicted model, not a curated record